Messenger RNA from Labrus bergylta (ballan wrasse), 3666 nucleotides. NCBI's taxonomy places the organism in Eukaryota, Metazoa, Chordata, Actinopteri, Labriformes, Labridae. The record is from RefSeq and is a predicted model, not a curated record.
UUCCACGAGACUUGGAACAAACUGAUGGAGUGGCUGGACGAAUCCGAGAAGACGCUGGACUCGGAAGUGGAAAUUGCCAACGAUCCGGACAAAAUCAAGACUCAGCUGACGCAACACAAGGAGUUCCAACGGGCCCUGGGCAGCAAACACUCCGUGUACGACACCACCUCUCGCACAGGGCGGGCCCUGAAGGACAAGACGUCCCUCCAGGAUGAUAAUCAGAAGCUGGACGACAUGCUGAGCGAGCUGAGGGACAAGUGGGACACUGUUUGUGGGAAGUCAGUAGAAAGGCAAAACAAACUAGAGGAGGCCUUGUUGUUCUCGGGCCAGUUCACAGACGCUCUCCAGGCUCUCAUUGACUGGCUGUACAGAGUGGAACCUCAGAUGGCUGAGGACCAGCCCGUACAUGGAGACAUAGACCUGGUUCUCAACCUGAUUGACAACCACAAGGUUUUCCAGAAGGAGUUGGGGAAGCGGACGGUAGGCGUUCAGGCCCUCAAACGAUCGGCGAGGGAGCUGAUAGAGAACACCAGCGAUGACUCGUCCUGGGUCAAAGUCCAGAUGCAGGAGCUGAGCACUCGCUGGGAGACGGUGUGCAACCUCUCUGUGUCCAAACAGGCCCGGCUGGAGCAGGCUCUGUGUCAGGCUGAGGAGUUUCACUCUACUGUUCACAUCCUGCUGGAGUGGCUGGCUGAGGCAGAGCAGAGUCUGCGUUUCCAUGGCAGCCUGCCUGACGAUGAGGAGGCUCUGCAGGCACUCAUCGAACAACACAAGGAGUUCAUGAAGAAACUGGAAGAAAAGCGAGUGGCUCUAAAUAAAGCGACCAGUAUGGGGGAGGCUAUUCUGACCAUCUGCCAUCCAGACUCUAUCACAACCAUCAAACACUGGAACACCAUCAUUAAGGCCCGGUUUGAAGAGGUGCAGGCUUGGGCCAGGCAGCACCAGCAGCGACUGGCCACGGCUCUCACUGAGCUGUUAACCACUCAGGACCUGCUGGAGAAUCUGCUGACCUGGCUGCAGUGGGCCGAGACCAACCUCAACAACAAGGACAAAGAGGUGCUGCCGCAGGAGCUCGAGGAGGUCAAAAGCCUCAUAGCAGAUCACCAGGCUUUCAUGGAGGAAAUGACCAGGAAGCAACCAGAUGUUGACACAAUCACAAAGACACACAAAAGGAAGGCUGCCCCCGAGCCCCAGAUCCAGUCUCACAUCCCCGUGCUCGGCAAAGGAAGACCUGGAAGAAAACGUUCUCCGACACAAACAAUGUAUGCGUCAGCAACACAACCUCCCAUUGAGACCAAAAACCCCAGAGUGAACCUGCUGGUCACUAAGUGGCAGCACGUGUGGCUGCUCGCUUUGGAUCGCAGGAGGAAACUCAACGAUGCUUUGGACAGACUGGAGGAGUUGAAGGAAUUUGCCAACUUUGACUUUGAUGUGUGGCGGAAGCGCUACAUGCGCUGGAUGAACCAUAAAAAGUCCCGCGUCAUGGACUUCUUCCGUCGCAUCGAUAAAGAUCAAGAUGGCAAAGUGACGCGACAGGAGUUCAUAGAGGGCAUUCUCUCCUCCAAAUUCCCCACCAGUCGUCUGGAGAUGAGCGCUGUGGCAGACAUAUUCGACAGAGACGGCGACGGCUACAUCGACUACUACGAGUUCGUGGCAGCCCUUCAUCCCAACAAGGACGCCUACAAACCUCUAACAGACGCCGACAAAAUUGAAGAUGAGGUUACACGUCAAGUAGCAAAAUGCAAAUGUCCAAAACGAUUCCAAGUGGAGCAAAUUGGUGCCAACAAAUACCGGUUCUACCUUGGAAACCAGUUUGGUCUGGUUCACUGCUUACAUGACUCCUUAAUCGGCGAUGAGACAAUAGCAAACAGGGAAAAUCAAAAUCAUGCCCCCAACCUACACGUUGCCGUUUUGGAAAGCUGUAUUCUGUUUGGAGACUCUCAGCAGCUCCGGCUGGUACGGAUCUUGCGCAGCACUGUGAUGGUGCGGGUGGGAGGAGGCUGGAUGGCUCUGGAUGAGUUCUUGGUAAAGAACGAUCCCUGCCGAGUUCAUCACCACGGGAGCAAAAUGUUGCGCUCGGAAUCAAACUCUUCAAUUACUCAGUCUCCUAUAGGUUGGCAAAUCUCACAAUAUCUCACCAUGCUCCAUGAACCCACCCACAGUGCUAAAGGCAGGACCAACAUGGAGCUGCGAGAGAAGUUCAUCCUCCCAGAAGGCACCACUCAGGUGAUGGCGAGCUUCCGCUACCGAGGCCGCAGAUCUCGCCCGUCGUCCAGAGGAGCGUCUCCCACCAGAUCCAUGUCAAGUCAGAGCUGCCCCGUCCCCGCACACCAAGCAGCGAUCGCUAGCGUCAAGACUCCCCAACACAUUACCCGCAAUUAUGAUAAGCCCUGGCUUACAAACAGCAAACCCUCCACUCCUCUUAAAUCAUCAGACUCCUUUGGGAGCCAGGGUUCAUCCUCAGAGGGUACGCCGGUUCAAGGCAGUAAAUUACGCCUACCUGGGUUCAUGUCAGGUAAAGGAUUUCAGUCGGGCGAAGAGGGAACGCUGAUCAGUGCCGCUGUACUGAAAGCUCGAGCAGGUGAGUCGAGAAAGAACUCCAGCCGACCUGGAAGUAAAGCAGGAAGCAGAGGGAGCAGUCGCAGAGGAAGCGACGCCUCUGACUUUGACAUCUCGGACAUCCAGUCCGUGUGCUCAGACGCGUCCGAAACAGUCGGCGACUCGGCCCGAGCGACGCCGCGUUCUGCGUCGCGACAACGCGGAGGAAAACCCUCCAAGAUCCCCACUCCUCAGAGAAAAACCACUCCCACGAGCAAACUGGCCAAGGGAUCCAAGCGAUAGUCAGUGGCCUUGAAAAACACAAAACCCAGGAGCUAGUUGCACCCUAAACACGUGAUGGACACUGGAGAUAUCUAACUUAAAGACUGCAAUUGUGUUGAGUGUUAUUUAAAUUGUUGCGAAGAUGUAAAAUAUUCUGUUGAGAGGAAAUAUGGUUUAAUAUUUUGUGAGAAUGGAACGUCAAUGGCCUUUUGUCUUUGUUUUUAAUGUAUUUUAUUUUCUGUGAAAAAUGUCAAAUUGUUUUUAUCGUAUUUUAUUUUAUUGAUGAUGAACCCGUAGAGGUUUGACGAACACUAGAAAAUCUUGGGAUGACUACACCGCACGGUUAGCUAACAUUUCUAAACACACUAAUGAAGGGCAACACGCAGGAUAGCGCUCUGAAAGUUACUGAAUGUACUGUAAUUUAUGUUGGCUCAUGUUUGGGAGUAGAUGGUGCAUUAUGGUACCAUUUGAGACACUGCAAUUAUCUAUUUAAGUGCUAUGAUAUACUGCCACCACGCAUUUAAAGGGCAAUGCAAUAUACUACAAUAAACCCCAGUAAGCACUGCAGAAACCUUUGAAAACACUAUUUAAGGCAAGUAGCAGCAACCUCGUAACCAUGACGCUUUGAAGUCCUGUUUGUUUGUGAGCAGCUGAAGUCCCUGUUUUGUUUGGCCACUUCACAGCAGUGUGUUCAUUGACCUUUAAAAGGUGCCACUCCAUGUAGACAUUCUAUUGUGCAUCCAUGUCAAUGUAUGGUUAAUUUCGGUAGAGCUGAAAUUGUUACUGUAACAUUACUUUGUAAUAAACCUGCUUGCAGCAAACCACCAGAAACUGGUGGAGACCACA